Molecule: messenger RNA, 5096 nt
Organism: Wasmannia auropunctata (little fire ant)
Lineage: Eukaryota; Metazoa; Arthropoda; Insecta; Hymenoptera; Formicidae
Gene: MTA1-like
Product: metastasis-associated protein MTA3
Exons: 12
Coding region: 1247-3973 (908 amino acids)
Biological process (GO): negative regulation of transcription by RNA polymerase II
Cellular component (GO): nucleoplasm; NuRD complex
Molecular function (GO): sequence-specific DNA binding; transcription corepressor activity; histone deacetylase binding
Source: RefSeq, a predicted model, not a curated record
UGUGUGGCGCGAGUCAGCCCUGUGGAAGUGCAACACACGACGCGGCGGCCGUGCGAGAGAGAGAUUGUGGACGCCGCGCACGAGAGUCGAGUCGGGUGAGUGGUUCUUCUCGCGGACGAAACCCGACUCUCGAGGUGCGGUGGUGUUCUCUCCGCGCGCGCGGACGAACGAACGAACGGUCGGUCGGUCGGGGUAAUUUCCGGGCCCCCCUAGCCUUCUCGUUCGCGGCAGCGUAGCGCGGCUCGGCGCGAGAGAGUCGCCGACAGUAAAAUGGCGGGCCGUGUCGGCCUCGGUGCUACGAGCGACGGCAGCGGCGGCCGCCGCCGACGUUGCUAAUCGCUCGAUCCUCGGCGCGGGUGGGACACGUGCGGGCUCGACGAGUCCCCGCGGAUCCGCCGAACGUACGGCGCCGCGCGGUACAGCGGAUUUUCCCGCCCUUCCCGGCUGCUGUGCGUGCUGUGCGUGCGUUUUCAUACGCAUACACGUACGCAUACAACGACGCUCGCACGCACGUAUUACUCUCUACGCGUUCACGCACGCACGCACGCACGCACGCCGUUCGUUCGUUCGUUCGUUCGGAUAGCGUGUUAUUGCAAGACGGAACAGACGGCGAGCCGCCGAACGUUUCAUAAAUCUGAGUGGUGUGUGAAUAACAGUUUAACGGCGCAAGCACGCACGUAAUAAUUCGGAUUCCGGCCUUCCGAAGGAGAGUAGGAGACAGACAGAGAGCGAGAAAGAAAGAGAGAUACACAGGUAGCGAAACCCCCGCAGGCGGGAGGGAGGGAGGGAGGAAAAAGAGAGAGAGAGAGAGAGAGACACAAAGCGGCGUGAGCAGAGGACGGAGAUAGGGCAAUAGAAAGAGAGAAAACCCCCCUCCUUCCCGAGGGAGACAGAGAGGCAGACGGGCAGAGGACGCACUGGCGGCAGACGGGAACGCGAAAGUUUUAGCAGUAGUGGGUUGACGGUGGACAAACAAACACGAUGGAGUGACUACGCUGUGUGAGGUGUUGACCGUACCAUUCAGCUGACGAGAGAGACGCGAGCCAGCGAGGAAGAGAGAGAAAGAGACGGAGUGAUUCCGCGAGGGAUCUACCGGAGUAGUGGAGAGAGAGAGAGACAGCGUGAGCAACGAAGAGACGGUGAUAAUUAGAUAGAGGGAGAGAGAGAGAGGUGCGAGUGCCGCGCGAUCGGCGGCGGCGGCGACCGCCGGAUUGUAACACACGUUGCGGAGGACGACGAAGUCUUGAUGCCGAUGCCGGCCGAAUACCACGAGGGCCACGGUAACCACGAGAACGCCAAUUUCGCUCUUGGCUCCACGCAGGACGCCAAUAAUAUGACAGCAAACAUGUACCGAGUGGGAGAUUACGUAUAUUUUGAGACCACCACCUCGUCGCCGUAUCAGAUUAGGAGGAUAGAAGAAUUAAAUAAGACCGCGAACGGGAAUGUCGAGGCAAAAGUCAUGUGCUUCUUCAGGCGGAGGGAUUUGCCGCCUACCUUAGUUAUGCUGGCGGACAAGCAUCAAUUGGCAAGCGCGGAGCAGCAGAGGUCAGAAUCCCCUGCGAGUACACAGAAUCAGAAACUCGAGAAUCCCGACACUGCUAAGGAAAUGACUAAUAAAGAUGGUAUCGGGCCCAAAGUGAUGAUCAAAGGGGGCGGGAAAGGGGGCUGGCUGAAGGCCCCAUUAUCGGAGGCCCAAGAGCCCCAUGGGAUGGAAGAAGGUGUUCCUGGAGGUGUAACGGAAUUAAGUUCUAAACAACGUCACCAAAUGAAACACAGGGAGUUGUUUUUAUCGCGACAAGUGGAGACUAUGCCCGCCACGCACAUUAGGGGCAAAUGUUGCGUUACUUUACUGAACGAAACCGAAUCCUUGACGAGUUAUCUGAAUAAAGAGGAUUCAUUUUUUUACUGCUUAGUAUUUGAUCCUGCUCAGCGCACUUUGCUUGCUGACAAAGGCGAAAUUAGAGUGGGUAGUAGAUAUCAGGCAACAGAUAUACCGGCGGUAUUGACACACGCCGAGAGAGAUGCGGAUACUCGCAAGCUACAGGACUUGGAGACUUUAAUAUGGACUCCGAGGCACAAUAUGACAGAUCGUCAGAUCGAUCAAUUCCUCGUCGUAAGCAGAUCAGUAGGCACCUUUGCGAGAGCCUUAGACUGUUCGUCCUCCAUUAAGCAGCCCUCCCUGCAUAUGUCCGCAGCUGCUGCAUCUAGAGACAUUACCCUGUUCCACGCGAUGGACACAUUACACCUGCAUGCCUAUGACUUAUCGAAUGCCUUAGCGUCUCUAGUACCUAGUACCGGUCCUGUAUUGUGCCGAGACGAGAUGGAAGAAUGGAGCGCGUCCGAGGCGAACCUGUUCGAAGAGGCGCUCGAGAAAUACGGGAAGGACUUCGCGGAUAUACGAGCGGACUUUUUACCGUGGAAAACAUUGAAGAACGUAAUCGAGUAUUAUUACAUGUGGAAAACGACGGAUCGGUAUGUCCAGCAGAAGAGAGUGAAGGCUGUGGAGGCGGAGAGUAAGCUGAAGCAAGUUUAUAUACCAAAUUACAAUAAGACUCCCGCGUCGACAACCGCUCCUUCCACCGCCACGAUUGUACCUCUGGGCAACAGUAAUAGCAACAGUAACGGAAAGCCGACCAGCGUUUUGAACGGUAACAGUAACGGCAGCAUGGUGGGCGACAAUUCCGGAAUACUUAUGGUCGGAGUCGGUGGGAAGCCGUGCGAGAGUUGUCAGGUCGUCCAGAGUCCACAGUGGUACGCUUGGGGACCCUCUCACAUGCAGUACCGUCUCUGUCAACCCUGUUGGACGUAUUGGAAGAAGUACGGAGGGCUCAAGGUGCCGUCGCGCAUAGACGACGUCGAUCUCGAGAGGAAACGCGCCGGCGCCGGUUCGGAUGAGGAGAGCAAGGGGAUGGGCGGCGCGCACAGGCCGCAUCGAUGCAGCAUUCCCACCUGCGGCAAGGAGUUCAAACUGAAGGCUCACCUGAGCCGUCACUACGCGAGCGCGCACGGAGUGGAUCUGCGCGGCGCCGCCGGAAGCGGCGGCGGCGGCGGCGGAUCACCACGGCCGGUCAUGAAGACCCGGUCCGCGUUUUACCUGCGCACCUCCUUGCUGGCGCGCGCCGCGCGACGUCUGUGCGCCGCGCAGUUGCGCACACGCCACGCCGCGCGGGCGCCCCAUCAGCCGGUGAAUGCCGCGCCGUUGCGGCACCUAUGCGCCCAGCUGGCAUCCAAAACUCCAACGGAACUGCGUAUCCUUGCACGCGCCGUACGGCCUCGGCCGCGUCCCCAAGUGAUCGACAUCGCCUCGCGCCUAGGCGAUCAUCCGUCACCCCGGCAGCCCGGCGACUGGGACUGGCUGACACUAACUGCCCCGGCGCAGCGCAAGCAACCCGACCGAGUCUCAUUUCCACGUCCACCAAAGGCACCGGAUGGCAGUCUUUUGUACGAGAGAGUACCAAACAAACCUGAGGUGGACAGGCUCACAUUGACACCACCCCAGCCGCAGCCUGUUAUGUCGACUCAACAAAAUAUCUUGAAACGCCCAAGACCGUUCGACGAAAUCAAUGGUUCAGACGGUAUUGCCCUGAACGCAGGACUUCCUUCUGCCGGACCGCCAACGAAAAGGCAUCACUCGCAGCAACUACACCCGAAGCACACGCUGGAGCAUCCCCCGCCCGCAGUUCUUCCUCUCGCGCCGCCUCUUAACGGCAGGGCCUCUCAUCCACAUUCUCUGCCUCACGGUCCGCCGCUGUCCAGAAGUAACGCGCGUAAGCAAGUUAUGUCGUGGAUGGACGCACCGGAUGAUGUCUACUUCCGCGCAACCGAACAGAUCAAAAGAGCCAGAAGAAACCUGGCCUCGAUGGAAUUGCGAAGAGCGGCGCGCAAACCGUGGCGCAGAAUGUCGCUCCCCCUGAAUCCGCUUCACCUCCAAAGAGCAGGUCGCCAAGACGAUAUGGUCGUCAUCUUGGAUUGAAUUCGCACAUUCGGGACAAACACAAUCGGACAUUGUAUGUCGGUUUGCUAAUCGCGAAGCAUGACGCUGUAACGCAAUUUUUAAGCAAGUGAAGGUCACAGUUUCGUGUAUUAUCAUCGGCAGCUCCGAUGGAUUGUGUAACAGUCGCUAACUUUCGAUCUGGAAGACCCCGGAAAGCUCCUCCAUGACGGGAUUUCCUUUUUUUUUUUCUCAUGAAAAAACCGAGCAGAUCCGAGUGGUAAGAGAAAAAGGCCUCGCUUGACCGAAUAUGCUUGUUGAACAAUCGGAGAACAUCGCAUACUGAACUGUAACGACUUCACUAUUACUACUGAAGAAUUAAAUGUCCGCGAACUAAGUCAUUCAACGGAUUUUUUUAUUCGUAUUAUUGUUGUUAUUAAUAAUAAUUAUUAUUAAUAAUUGAAUGUACAUAUACAUUAUACUACACAGCCACACGCAACCCACACACACACACGCACACAUCCAACUCAUGCAACAGCAUAUACACACAUGAUACACAUACACGCGAUACACACAACACACGCAUCUCUCAACUUACACUUAAUAUAUACAUGGACAUGUAAGUACCGAAAAGCGAUUCGGUACGAAUUUAAUAGCGAUAAAAAAAAUAUUGGCCGAUAUCUGCGGAUAAGCAUGAAUAAGCUGUUCACAGAAAACACAACGAUGGUGCAACUUUCGAAUAACAUGUGGAACAAGGUAUACUUCUGAGUAUAAUAUACUAUUAUAAUAUGCAUUGUUAUAAUAUUAUAAUAUGCAUUGGUAUAAUAUUAUAAUAUGCAAUACUUCGAAUAUACUUCGAGAUCUGUACCGGUAUGUUUUUCAGAACGUUAUUCAAGUGUUGUAUUUUCUGAACGCAAUCACAAUGUUACGGCCAUGCGAAUGAGAACAGAGACGAAUGCGUUUGGUAGCGAAUGUGCGUAAGAGAGAAAAGGAGUAAGCGAGAGAGAGAGAGAGAGAGAGAAAGUGAGCGCGCGAGAGAGAAUACGUAACCGAAUGAGAGAAUGUGUAUUGUCGAAUGACAGCGAAUAUAUGAAUUAGUACGUAUGGGCGUAAGAAGCGAUGCAUUGUGAAUAUUUUUAUUAAUUAAAAUUUUCAAGUUUGAUGA